AUGGCCGCUCAGACUCAAGGUAUCCAACAGCUGCUCGCCGCCGAGAAGCGCGCCGCCGAAAAAAUCAACGAGGCCCGUAAGCGCAAGACGCAGCGUCUGAAGCAGGCCAAACAGGAGGCCCAACAGGAGGUCGAGAAGUAUCGCCAGGAACGCGAGACCGAAUUCAAGGGAUUUGAGCAGAAGUACCUCGGCACCAAGGAAGACAUUGAGGCCCAAAUUCGCAAGGAUACUGAGGCCGAAAUCGACAACAUGAAGCGCACCGUGCAGCAGAACAAGCAACAGGUCAUCGUUCGACUUCUGCAGUUGGUAAGAAACUUACCGGCGAAUUCUCAUAAGCGGUUCAUCACGACUAGCAGCCUAUCGAACAGUUACCAAUGGAUCAUCCCCUUUCUCCCA
Molecule: messenger RNA, 396 nt
Organism: Mesorhabditis spiculigera
Lineage: Eukaryota; Metazoa; Nematoda; Chromadorea; Rhabditida; Rhabditidae
Source: the annotation of a GenBank genome assembly